Molecule: messenger RNA, 840 nt
Organism: Camelina sativa (false flax)
Lineage: Eukaryota; Viridiplantae; Streptophyta; Magnoliopsida; Brassicales; Brassicaceae
Source: RefSeq, a predicted model, not a curated record
AUGAGGAUUCCUCAGUUUUGGCACAACCGUCGAAGGACUCUCGGGCUGGGUAGACCAAAAUCUCUCUCUUCCAUAGUUAUGUGUUUCGGUUGGCUCUUCGUAGCCAUCCAUCUCUCUUGUAGAGCGUUUUUCCGGCGAUCACAAUUGUGUUGUUGUCGGCGUUUCGUCUCCGAUCAUGUUUCAUCUCCUUCUUGCAGCCAAUUAGACAUCAUUGGCCUAAGUAUGAAGUGGCAUUUUUGGCAGUUGUCGUUUCCCUCCGCCAAAUGGUAUGGAGAUGUAAUUUGGAUAUUUGAUCCUGGUAUCAUUUGGACUUGGAUUGACAAUGAAAGCGAAUGGAAGAAAUUAUUAAUGCAGACAUUGGUUCAUAGCCCUGGUUUGAGACAUUGCUUAAGGAUAUGGUGGCGAGAGAUCAGGUUGUUUUUGCUUUUACGAAUAGACUUUGGCAAAUUUUUACCUUGGUUUUCAUUAUCAAUCAAGGAAUUUGGACAGCCGUUAGUUGUUAAUUUCAAUGGGUGCUCUUGGGGAUGUCAGCAUGGAACGAGAUUCAAAAGAUGGUGUUCAUCAUUUCAUUAUUUAUGGGCAUUAGCUAUAACAAAGAAAGAUGUUAUCUCCCGUUGUUGGAGAUGUGUUGUUGGGAAGCAAUGUAACAGAUGGAUCGUAAUCACUGAUUGUUUCAAAGUUUAUUGGAGUUUCGUCAAAAAAACGAUAGCCAAACAAGACGAUCAUGUAAGGAAGAAGACGAAUAAGGAAGAUAAUAGAUUUGAUAAUCUAUUAGCGUGUAAGGCUUACAAAGAAAAGGAGUGUUUAUUUCACUUGUUCGAUUGUGUUUCUUCUUCUUGA